Messenger RNA from Jatropha curcas, 279 nucleotides. The record is from the annotation of a RefSeq genome assembly. NCBI's taxonomy places the organism in Eukaryota, Viridiplantae, Streptophyta, Magnoliopsida, Malpighiales, Euphorbiaceae.
GUGACACGUUCACUAAAAAAAAACCCUUUUGUAGCAAAUCAUUUAUUAAAAAAAAUAAAUAAGCUUAACACAAAAGCAGAAAAAGAAAUAAUAGCAACGUGGUCCCGGGCAUCUACCAUUAUACCCACAAUGAUCGGCCAUACUAUUGCUAUCCAUAAUGGAAAGGGGCAUUUACCUAUUUAUAUAACGGAUCGCAUGGUGGGCCAUAAAUUGGGAGAAUUUUCACCUACUUUAAAUUUCCGGGAACAUGCAAAAAAUGAUAAUAAAUCUCGUCGUUAA